Procambarus clarkii (red swamp crayfish) is the source of this 4527-nucleotide messenger RNA. Its product is annotated as serine-rich adhesin for platelets. The record is from RefSeq and is a predicted model, not a curated record. Lineage: Eukaryota; Metazoa; Arthropoda; Malacostraca; Decapoda; Cambaridae.
AGAGCAGUGCACGAGGAAUGGCUUUGGUUUAUUUAGAACGUGGAAAGUCAGAAAAAGAAUACAAACUGCUUCGAACCGUUGAGUGAGUGCCAGGGGUAGUUCACUGAGUUGUGGGUGUUGUUGCAGUCUCAAGCCCGGCUGUUGCAGCCACUAUGAGAGUUGUUAUUUGGGUUAUCUGGGAGCUUCAUAUUUUCUACAGUGCCAUCCACGAGUCUUAUGGGGCGCCCUUAUUUAGAGACAAGGGGGAUUGGUUGAAAGUUCAGCAGUAUGUUAAGUCCAGUAUUGCCGCUGCUAGGACAUCCUUGCCUAAUGAUGGAUUUGUCCUUAGGAGUGGAGAGGAUUCCACCUUUAAUCAACAUAAAAGAUUAGAGUCAGAUGAGGAAGGAAGUGUUGGGCUGGACCAGCAGUUAAGUGUAUCUACCAUCUACACUAAAAUUGUUGCUGAUAAUGACGACAGCAAAGUGAGCAGCGGUGAUACUACUACUACAGUGAGCGGUAGUAGCAUAUGGGACAGUAAGGAUGACAGCAGAGGUGGUGAAUACAGUGGAAAUAGAGAUGAUGCCAGAAAGGACAUAAAUGACAGCAGGACAUUUGGAGAGACUGAUUUGCUGGAGGUUAAUACGAGUCCAGCGGACCCACAACCAUGCCUGUCAGAUGACACCCUUGGUGCUGUACACAGCCAAGCUCAAAGAGAGCACAGUCAAUUCCACUUGCCCAGAGUAGCUGAAAGGGCAGCAUCACUCUCAAAAAAACCUCCGUCUCCGCAUGAGGAACAAAAAGAAUAUGAAAAUAUGUUAAAAACUUUGCUAGUCCAUCCUUCAGUGCAGAGGAUGGCAAAUAGACAAGUCAGGGACCUGUCCAGGAUUAUGGCUCUCGUGGCUCAUGAUCAACAGAACUUGCCUACAAAUGGGGCUGUUGACCAAGUGGAGGAGGAAUUCCCAGAAAAGUUUUUUGAGAGAUUAAACUCUCUGAGAGAAAAGGUAUUUGAUUUAGCUGAAAAAAUAGAAAAGUUGAAGAAGUCGGCUGGUGAUAUGCAGAUGACGGUGAAUGAGCUGCAAGAUGACUCAAAGCCCCUUCUUCUGCUAUAUAAUCUCCUGAAAAUUGAAUCAGCAGGUAUUAUCAGCACCAAGAAUUUGACGUCACACUUUGGUAAGGUGGGUUAUGAAAUAGAGACCUCAUCUUCCUCCUCCAAUGAGGGAAAUAUGAAUUCCUCGGUUGAAACUGAUGACCAUGAAUCAUUUACUCACAUGCUUAAUUUCUUUAGAGAUACACAAGCAGAAAGAAACAAAGAGCAUACAGUAGGUAAAGAGUUAUCAUAUAGUGUUGCCCCACCAGCAGGUGGUGAUCAAAAUGUUGCUACAGCAGCAAUGAUACACAGUAAUGAUGAUAUAAAUUUAUCGGUGGGACAGAUUGAUAAAUUAAAAGAAUUUUUGUUGAAGAUAAAUGUUAGUCAAGAUGGCCAUGAAGACACUAUAAUGAAUCUCUAUCAUGAUAUAGAAGAUUCACACCUGUCCUUGAGUCGCCUGAGGGAGCUGUUGAUGCAACAAGAUAAAAUACACCGAAGCAAACUUAUCACUGAAGAAACUGAUAAGACAAGCGUACCAUUGCUCCCUACCUCAACACUGGAUGCUGCAGAGUAUACUGUUGCUUCUGAUACGGAUGCUGCAGAGUAUACUGUUACUUCUGAUAUGGAUGCUGGAGACUAUACUGUUGCUUCUGAUAUGGAUGCUGCAGACUAUACUGUUGCUUCUGAUAUGGAUGCUGCAGAGUAUACUGUUACUUCUGAUAUGGAUGCUGGAGAGUAUACUGUUGCUUCUGAUAUGGACGCUGCAGAGUAUACUGUUACUUCUGAUAUGGAUGCUGCAGACUAUAAUUUUGUUGCUAAUAAGGAUGCAAUCACUACGCCAGCAACAGCAAUGACUACCCUGAAUCCUCCCACACCUCAAGAUGACAUCUGGAACCUUGCCUUACAACGAGCUGCCACUGGAGAGAAUACAAGUUUCUCCAACUCGUCAAAAGCACUGGCCACACUGAAGCCUACUGCAACUGUAGACAUUUCAGAAUUUUAUGAUUUGGAGCCUUCUAAUUUCAAGACGAAUUUGGCCACCUUGUCUACAAAUUUUUCGACAUCACAAAUGCUGGUGACUUCAGAGCCUUCUGUUACUGUAAAGCAGAAAAGUCUGCCCUCUCCAUUACAAGACUUCCCGCUCACCAUCUCUCACCCUGGUGUCACUGUAGAGCAGAAAAGUCUGCCAUCUCCAUUACAAGACCUGUCCAUGUUGCACCCUAUUAUCACCAUAGACGAUACAAGCCUGUUUAGUUUAUCUAGAGAACAAACAACAGAGAUCAACUCCACAGUGCCUGCAAUUGAUGUGGCUGUAAGCACUUCUGGUAGGACCUUUGGCACUACUUUGCAUGGUGUCACUAAUUCAACACCACCUUCCAUCUUGGAAGGGACACUCCCACCCAGCACACACAAGGAGACAGCCAGCAAGGUUGCACAGGAGACGUCAGAGGGUUACCAUGACCAUACAAUUUUGCUAAUAGCUCUGUUGGUGGCUGGAUUGAGCUGUCUAAUGUUGGUGAUUGGAAUCACAGUGUUAUGCCGUGUCCAUCGGAAAAAGAAACGAAGAGAGCAAGUGUGUCCUCGGUACCGGCAACCUCGCUACACUAGCUACACACACUCCGAAAGGUAGCACUUGCCUAUGCAGUCCUGUCAGAAGUGAUCUUUUCAUCUAGUUUUAUGCCUCUAAUUCAUAUAUCUUGUGAUGUCGGGUAUAAUAGUUUUCAUAACCUAUAAUACAAAAUUUCCUGUUUAUGGUUUGUUGAUACAGUACAAGUAAAAUGAAGACCAAAGCUGCAUGUCUACAAAUUUACAUUAAAAUUGUGAAUACUUCUGAGACUAAGUUUCUUGUUUAAAUUGCAGCAUAUUUAGAAGGUUGUGUAAAAAUGCGUGUUCCUAUCAAUAAUAAGUAAUUAGGAUAUAUUACUUAAAAUUUUCAUUAUGAAUGUUACAAACUAAGUAGCUUCUUAUGAAUCUUUAUCAUUAAGACUUUAUUUUUAUAUUAGGCUUUAAGUUGACAUUUAAACACUAACAAUUUCUAGGUUUUGUAAAAAUUUGGCAAGUAUAAAAUUGUUUUUCACAUUCAGCAUGAAAAUGAAAGUUUUAUCAAUUAGAGGUUAAUUUAUACAAAUUUAAUUUUAUUAAUUAAUUAAAACUUAAAUUUAACAUUGUUUUGUUUAAAAUAAAUAUGCAGCUACAUUACCAGUCUAAUACUGUGUAUACAUUUUGUGGUUUAUGAAGUUUAAUAUUGUAAUUGAAGGAAUGUUUCAUGAAAUUUAUUCUUACUUAUUUAGGCUGUUGAAUUCUCCCACACUUUAAUUUUAUUUAAAAACAAGUCACAAUCAUCUCAGUCUUAUCAAGGUGUGCAGCUUAAACAAAUCUUUAGAAUGGAAUGAACUGUAAUUUGGUUUUAGUGCUUAAAGGACGUUGAUAAAUAUAAGGGCAAAAUAAUGGCAUGCAUAAAAUGAAAAAUAUUAAAAUUAGAUACAUAGCAUACAGAUUUUUUUUUAAAUUCUAAUUAAACAAUUGAUAAUUGGAGAUAUUUAAAAGAUUUUCUUUAAUUUGUGAAUAUAAUUUGCAAUUGUUGGAAUACAAGUAACUAGAAUCAUCCAGUGUUAAUGUUACUAUUUAAAUGCCAUUGUCAAUAUUGAAUACUUUUACAUACAGAUUCAUAUAUUUGUAUAAUAGCAGUAUUUGCCUGAAGUAGAUCCUGCAGCUGAUACCUUGGCCAUUGUAUAUAAAACUCUUGAAAUUAUUUAUUCAAGAUUAUGAAGGGAGUAAUCAUGUUUAACACCAGGCUAAAAAGUAUCUCAAACUGUUUAAAUAUCAUGUGCAGGUGACAAAAGGACUUGGAUAAGAUUUGAAUAUCAUUCAUGUAUUAUCCUGGCAGGUUUCUUCCUUCAUGAAACAUGUACUAGAGCUUUAUAUAGAGAGAGAUCUUGUUUCAUAUAAGAGAAAAUGUCUGUUGGUUUGUCCAAAGUUGGAGGCCAGCCUCACUGGACUGGGGCCUCACCGGACUUUGCAGGGAAAAUUGUUUGCGGGUAUAUAAUAGUCAUGGUCAGACUAAGUUAAAUACUUUAUAAAAUAUCAGUGUGUAACCCCCCCCUCCCCAACCCAUGCAAUUAUUUUGAAGUCUGAUUUGAAAUCAGAGAUGUGUUUUCAGUAGUUUACCACACAUUUUCGUGAUUUACUAGAAAACGAUGAACAGAAUUCAUUUGGUUUAGUGAUGAAAAUAGUGAGUACGGAAGAUGGUACUGUAUAUAUAUUGUGAAGAUAAUAUUUAGUGGAAAUGUAAGAGGGGACAGGGGGGUGAAAUAGGGGGUACCUCUCUAUCUCUUGAAGGGUUGAGGAAUCAAUGUUCCUGUAGCUCAGUCUCUGACCAGGCUUCAUAGUUUCUGGUCUGAUCCACUAGGCUGUUUGAUGCAGCUACUCGCAGCCUGAUGUAUGGGUCACAGCUUGGUUGA